Cyphellophora europaea CBS 101466 is the source of this 1080-nucleotide messenger RNA. RefSeq lists its product as uncharacterized. The coding region runs from base 1 to 1080 and encodes 359 amino acids. Lineage: Eukaryota; Fungi; Ascomycota; Eurotiomycetes; Chaetothyriales; Cyphellophoraceae. The record is from RefSeq and is a predicted model, not a curated record. The transcript is spliced from 4 exons. Gene Ontology annotation, biological process: fructose 6-phosphate metabolic process; gluconeogenesis; fructose metabolic process. Gene Ontology annotation, molecular function: fructose 1,6-bisphosphate 1-phosphatase activity. Gene Ontology annotation, cellular component: cytoplasm; cytosol.
AUGGCUACCAACGGCACCAACGGAAACGGCGAUAAUGUCGGAACGGGCAAGGAGGAGAUCAACUACGAUAUCAUCACCCUCACUAGGCAUCUCACGGAAGAGCAGACUAAGCACAAGGAAGCCACCGGUGAUUUCACACUUCUAUGCCACGCCCUCCAGUUCUCCUUCAAGUCUAUUGCCUAUUAUAUCCGACGAGCCACUCUGAUCAACUUGACCGGUCUGGCUGGCUCUGCCAACACCACCGGUGACGACCAGAAGAAGCUCGACGUCAUCUCUAACGACCUAUUCAUCUCCGCCAUGCGCGGAUCAGGCCGUUGCCGCGCGCUGAUUUCGGAAGAAGAGGAGAAAGUUAUAUAUUUCGAUGAGCACCCAAAAGCUCGGUAUGUUGUGGCUUGCGAUCCUAUUGACGGCUCGAGCAAUUUGGAUGCCGGCGUUUCGGUUGGAACCAUCUUUAGCAUCAUGCGUCUACCGGAAGACCUCAUCGAGUCCGGAUCGAAACCCACAACGGAACAGCUUUGCAUGCCCGGUACAGAACUGGUCGCGGCCGGAUUCACAAUGUACGGAGCCUCGGCCCAGCUCGUCAUUACCAUGAAGGGUGGCAGCGUCAACGGUUUCACUCUUGACAAUGCCCUCGGCGAGUUCAUCCUCACCCACCCAACCAUGCAAAUCCCGAAGAAGCGCGCCAUCUACUCGGUUAACGAAGGCAACUCUGUCUACUGGGAGCAAAAGACCAUCGACUACUUCGACUCCUUGAAGCGUCCCAGCAAGGACCAAGACGCCUCCAAGUUCAAGCCCUACUCCUCCCGCUACAUCGGCUCCAUGGUCGCGGACGCGUACCGAACCCUACUUUACGGCGGCAUCUUCGCCUACCCCGCAGAUAAGAAGAGCCCCAAGGGCAAACUGCGGAUACUGUACGAGUGCGCGCCCAUGGCCAUGGUUAUGGAGAAUGCCGGCGGUAAGGCCAUCGACAGCAACAUGAAGAGGAUGUUGGAGGUCAAGCCCGAGCAGAUUCACGAUCGAAGUGGUAUCUACAUGGGCAGCGAAGAGGAGGUUGAGAAGGUCAUCAAAGCCCAUUCAUAG